AAAGCAAAAUAACAUCAGAAAAGCGAGACUUUCGGUUUAGGUAACACGGCGUAUGGCUACUUUCGAAGUGAUUUGAUUCACUGAAUUCCUGUAUUUUUUUGCCACUAGUAGAGACAUACUGUAUCUGUAUUCUGUUCAAUUGAUUCUUUAAUUUUAACGCUUGUCAACAGCGCACAAAGGCUUCGAUAGCCAUUACUAUUUAGUAUUUACACUUACUCAAGUAUACUUUUGUUCCGUGAUAUUUUUUAGUAUAUUUUUGUUGUUUGUGUAGCCUGCCGCUCAUAGUCUCCUCUUAUACAUCUAGUCACUUACCUGUAAAUUCCUUGUGAAAAUUAAUUGCAAUAAUAAUAUAUUUGCAUUAGUCAAGAUUUGCUACAAUCAAAAUCUCAAGUUUAGUUGCAUACGCAUUUAUAACCGACACGAUCGUGUUGGCGACAUUCACCGUCAGCUUUGAUCAUUGCAUCAAGCCAUGGCUCAUAUUUGCUUCCUUAUUUUCCUAAUUCUUAUCCAUUACUCUGCCGCGGCUAUGAAUAAAGGCUUGCAUGGAAUGUAUACCAAUUUUGACUACCUUCCUUCCGAUACGAGAUUCGCUGAUCAAGGAACGGCUCCUGUUUUCGACACCGAUUCAACAGCUGUUCGGGAGACACUAGACAAACUUUUUCCCAUCAUACGCAAAAUCGGUCCGCGUCCGGCGCCAAGUGCUCAUAGUUCCGACUUGUCACCGAUGUCGCGCGUCGACGUCUCUCCAGCAGACAACGAUGCCGAAUUAUCAACGAAAUUUUUCAACGAUCUACUGGCAAACUAUUCUUCCUUUAAGUAUAUCCCUAUGCGCCACAUUAUAACAACUUCAGGGAAAACGACGCAGUUUCCCGUAUCGGUCGAUGCUUGUCAGCUGGCCCGCUGGAAUUUUGAACUGCCAUUAACCAGAAUUCCCAAUGCCAUUUUGCAGAUUGUUGCCGACAAAACCCAAUGGCCAAAAGACCUAAAUCAGCAAAAAAAUACUAUGGCCCAGCUGCUUAACGCGUUACUGCUGGGAAUCGGCUCCCACUACGCACGCGCCAAGGAAGACUAUUCCUACUACGACUUCUUCACGCUGUCCGGUCAAGAUCCAUCAGGAUCGGCAGUCAAUUCAGCCGAGUGUGAUUCUGCUCUGGAAUACUCUUACAGGAUGUCCGUGCAGGCCCUUUUAUAUGUAUACAAUUUAACUGUGACGGCUCCAGUUUAUUUGGAAAGUUUAGUGAAUGCCGCUGGGGGAUGUUUAAUCCAACCUGAUAAAACUACACUGGGAGAUUAUCCUCCAACAGAGCGGUUACCGUGUUUAGAUUAUGCAUUCGAUGCUGCCCAACUACUGAGAUUGACAAAUAGCUUUUCUGUUUUUGGUGCAAACGAAUUAUGCAGCUCUCGUCUGACACCGCCUCUCAGUACCUGCUUAACGGGAUCGGCGGCGUACGAUGGUUGUGGAGGGGAUAGCUUGGUUGCUCUUUCCAUCUUCGCCCGGAGUUUCUAUUUGUGUUCCAGAAUUUUUCCCCGUCAAGCGCUGGAUGACCUUGUUACUGCCAGAAGCAAUAGAACCGGAUCUGCUUAACCGGCCAAAACAGUGUCAAAUUCUUAUGAGAGUCGUCCGGAAGGGGGAGAUGUACCACGCGUACGGAAUCAAUAUGGAAUAUAGUGAAAUCGAAUGCGGAACAUGUGUUGGUUAAAUUUGCACUUACAUAAUUUGCACUUAUUUAGUGAUUUGCAUAGGGCUUUAUUAUUACACACAAGUUAACUGCACAACUAGUGUGGACAAUGACCAUUGCAUGGUGUUCGCAACAAAUAUCUUGGUGGAACCUCAGUAAUUGUUCUAACCAUACAUUUUGUGACAAUCUGGCAUAGCCCAUAGGCCAUAACAAAAAAGUGUGGAUUCGUUGCGGAAGUGAACAUGUACAACCACAGAACAUACCGUA
This is a messenger RNA of Paramacrobiotus metropolitanus, 1946 nucleotides long. RefSeq lists its product as uncharacterized. The coding region runs from base 470 to 1585 and encodes 371 amino acids. The record is from RefSeq and is a predicted model, not a curated record. NCBI's taxonomy places the organism in Eukaryota, Metazoa, Tardigrada, Eutardigrada, Parachela, Macrobiotidae. The transcript has 5 exons.